UGGAGUGAAUUACGAAAGAUCAGUUACGAAUAGCAGCGAAAGAAAAACUCUUCAAUUCAUUCCAAUCUCUCUCUCUCUCUCUCUCUAUCUCUCUCCCUCCUUAUCAUCUUUUCUCUUCUUCUUCUUCAGUUAUAAUCUCCUCCGAUCCAUGCUACUCCUAAUCCUAAUCCCAUUUUUAUUUUUCUUCUUUGACAAUUCUUCCUCCUUUCUUGCUUCCCCUACCCUACCUAGCUAGCUCUCUCUUUACAAUUCUCUAAUUAUAAUUAUAUUUUUCCGUCUUUAUUUUAGCUGAGAUGAUGGCAAGAUUAUAUAUAUAUGAGACUAGAAACCGCCGUCUUUACAUACAUAUGCAUAAUAAUCUUGUAUCCUAGGAUGUUUUGUUCAUAAAGUUGGGAGCUUUGAACGAUCCAGGUGUUGGAAUUACUGGCAAAGUUUUUCUAGCUUAGUGAUAGAUUGAUCAGCUGUCGGAUCGUAUGUUUCAAUGGUGGAAGAGUUAGAGGAUCAGCUGAGUAUAAAGCUCAAGAAUGUUCCCAGGGAGGAAGAAGAAGAAGAAGAAGAGGGGUAUGGGGUUUUUUUUGGUGAGAGAGAGAAGAAAAAGAAGAUUACUCGGAUCUGCCAUGUCUGUAACAAAGGGUUUAGCUCAGGGAAAGCUUUGGGGGGUCAUAUGAGGAUUCAUGGCCAGCUGUACAAGAAGCGUAAAGAAGAUGCGGCUUUCCAAUUAGAAGAAGAAGAAGAAGAAGAAGAGGAAGAUGAAUAUGAAUAUUGUUAUGAUGACAACGAAGAAGAAGAUGAUGAACGUGUGGAGAAGAAGGGGAGGGAGAGGUUUAUGAAGAAGAUGAAAAUGGUGGUUCCUGUUUGUUUAAUAUGCGGAAAGGAUUUUCAGUCGAUGAAAUCGCUUUAUGGGCACAUGAGAUCUCACCCGAGGGAUUGGAAAGGGAUUCAUCCCCCGGCGGCGGCGGCGGAGAAUCCCGUGGUGGAUUUAAAGAAGGCUUUGAAGUGUCGUUGGUCGGUGACGGCAAAAAGAGGCCGGAAAGUGGUUAGCGGCGGCGGCGGGGAUCAGACUUCCAGCUUGUCGGAGGACACGGAGGAGGAACAGCUGCGGGACGCUGCUCACGAGCUCAUGAUGUUAGCUCACGGCGGCGGGUCGCGCCGUCACGACCAGGAACUCGACAGCAAAUCUCUGUCGUACGAGGUUAUGACUAAGAAUGUACGAGGAAAAGCAAAGGCGCCGGAAAAUCAAGAAUCAAAGAAGAAAUCUAUGAUUUCUGGAUAUAGAGAAACCAGGGCGGAUGAGAAGACGAGGAAAAAGAGGAUGAAGCUGAUAAAGUUGAAAGAUUUGGAGUCUGUUCAUCACAAUGCUACCUCCACUAUUGAUCAUGAUAAUCGGACUCCGGCGGCGGCGGAAAAGUACAAGUGCAGCGAGUGUGACAAAUGGUUCAGAACCCACCAAGCUUUGGGGGGCCAUAAGUCAAGCCACAACAAAUUAUGCAAGAUGGUCAUUCAAAACUCCAUAGAUGACGAUCCCUUAAUGCCAUCAAACCAAGUCACAAAUUCCUCCGGUGAACUCAGCCACCACAACCACCAAAUUCUCGAUUUUGAUCUCAAUGAAGUGCCCGAGACGACGGAGUAGGAAAAUGAAGCCACAGAUUAUGGGUAUGCUUGAAUUUCUUGACUGACUUUAGUGAUGAGGUGAAAAUUUUCCAGUUUUUACUGAACUGACGAUGAGUAGCAGAUUGAAUUUACUGAUGAUGAUGAUGUUAAAUUUUGUGGGGGGAAUUGAAAAUGCAUGUGGUUAGGUUGCAUGUCUAAGGAACCAUCGUGGUUUUGGCUCUUCUCAACUUUUUCUUCUAUUGAUCACAGCUCAAAGCUAGCAGUAAGGGAUUCUUGUCCUUUUGUGCUUCAAUUUCUUCACGGAAACCAUGGUUGUCCAACAAGUUUGCUGUGGGGAAACAACCCAAAAUGCUUUAAUUUUUCUUUUGUUUUUGUCGUCUGCCUUUAAUUUGUACCCAAGGAUUGUGCAUCAUCAUCAUCAUAUCAAAUGUUUUAAUAAUUUUGUCCAUCUUCUAACCA
Ipomoea triloba (trilobed morning glory) is the source of this 2070-nucleotide messenger RNA. RefSeq lists its product as uncharacterized. NCBI's taxonomy places the organism in Eukaryota, Viridiplantae, Streptophyta, Magnoliopsida, Solanales, Convolvulaceae. The record is from RefSeq and is a predicted model, not a curated record. The transcript has a single exon. Gene Ontology annotation, molecular function: DNA-binding transcription factor activity. The coding region runs from base 482 to 1630 and encodes 382 amino acids.